Messenger RNA from Pantherophis guttatus, 7180 nucleotides. RefSeq names its product basonuclin zinc finger protein 1 (gene BNC1). Gene Ontology annotation, biological process: regulation of transcription by RNA polymerase I. The record is from RefSeq and is a predicted model, not a curated record. Lineage: Eukaryota; Metazoa; Chordata; Lepidosauria; Squamata; Colubridae. Gene Ontology annotation, cellular component: nucleus.
GAUGACUCUGCCUCUUUUACUUGUACAGACAAGAAUGUUUCCUGGUGACUCUUUCUACAACUCGCAGCGGAAGGGAUGGGAAAGACUUCUAUAGCUCUUUCCAACCUAUGCCGUGUAAGAAUGUCGGAGGCCAUCCGAUGCACUCUGUUAAACUGUAGCUGCCAGUGUUUUAAGACUGGAAAAAUAAACCAACGACAGUGUGAUCAGUGUCGGCAUGGAUGGGUAGCUCAUGCUUUAAGUAAACUAAGGAUCCCAAACUUGUACCCAACCAGCCAAGUGGAAAUAGUCCAAUCCAAUGUAGUCUUUGACAUAAGCAGCCUCAUGCUGUAUGGAACUCAGGCUGUUCCUGUCCGUCUCAAAAUCCUCCUGGAUCGUCUUUUCAGUGUCUUGAAGCAAGAAGAGGUCAUACAUAUCCUCCAUGCUCUGGAUUGGACGCUUCAGGACUACAUACGUGGUUAUGUUUUACAGGAUGCUUCAGGAAAAGUCCUGGAUCACUGGAGUAUCAUGUCUGGCGAAGAAGAACUGGCUACCUUGCAGCAAUUUCUACGUUUUGGGGAAACCAAGUCCAUUGUGGAGCUGAUGGCCAUUCAGGAGAAAGAAGGGCAAUCCAUUACUGUUCCACCAACCACAGCCAGUAUGGAUAUUAGAGCCUUCAUCGAAAGCUGCAAUCAGAGAAACUCCAACCUUUCGGCUCCUUUAGACAAAAUGCACCCCAUCCACGUCCAUCACUUUGAAAAUGUGGUCAAUAACAUGGCAUUUAUGCUGCCCUUUCAGUUUUAUAGCCCCGUUCCUCCACCUCUGAUCGGUUCGCUCCCAGAGAGGCUCUUGAUGGAGUCCUCUCGAGAUCACAGCCCUGACUUAAAACAAGACGACUACAUGCCGUUUGCUGAAAACAGUUUCUUAACUUCCAAUCCGUCAUUUCACCCAGAAAAGGAGAAAGGGACCAUCAGCCCGGACCUCACUUUGAAACUGAAAGAGGACGUUUCACCAAGUGGUUUGAAAACUCAGACCGCGUCCUCCAAGCUGGAAACAAACCAGGUGUCUCAAGAAAUUAAGAUGAAGUCAGUUGACAAAAAUGGGGCCGCAAUAAGGAAAGGUCGUGUUUUCUGUACGGCCUGUGAGAAGACCUUUUAUGACAAGGGCACUCUGAAGAUCCACUACAACGCCGUCCAUCUGAAAAUCAAGCAUAAAUGCACCAUUGAAGGCUGCAACAUGGUGUUCAGCUCGCUGAGGAGCCGAAACCGUCACAGUGCCAAUCCCAACCCCAGACUACACAUGCCCAUGAACCGAAACAACCGGGAUAAAGAUCUCCGCAAUGGGUUGUCCCUCCGUGGUCUGGAGGAGACCAAAAGGACCGAUUUUACCCUUUUGCCUCCCGAUCACAGAUCGGUUCCUAUCUAUGGGAGUUCUGGUACCGAUGCCAAAAUCCAACCAGGUUUUCACCACAGCGGACACAACGGUGUCCUCUUUCCCAAUUUGAAGACGGUGCAACCAGUGCUUCCCUUCUACCGCAGCCCGGUCACCCCGGCCGAAAUAGCAAACACACCAGGUACGCUUCCUUCUCUACCUCUGGUUUCCUCGUCGGUACCUGAACCGCAGGGGUCCAGUGAGUUGCCCUUUGACCCUUUGCCUAAGAAAAAAUCCCGUAAGUCUAGCAUGCCCAUCAAGAUAGAGACAGAAGCUGUUGACACCACUAGCCCAGCUAAUGAAGUGGCCGGUUCAGAAGAUGAUGGGACUUCGAAGGCGGUAAGUGAAGGGCCUGUGGAAAUGGGGGUGUCUAGGAUAGAAAAAAAUGCCAAUCAUCUCAUGGAGAAGGAAUCUCACUCAGAGGCGUUGGGGAUGUCCGUUUCCAAGGUUGGAGGGCUCAAAUCGUUGCAGGCUGUCGAGACAGAUAACCAGUGCACUGCAAUGGACCAACGGCAUAAGCCAGACCAAGACAAAUCGCUAAGAAUAGCCUCUUGUGAGAAUGCACGCGAAGCAUCCAACCAACUUCACGAUGUGACCAAAGCAGCAUCUGAGCCUUACGGCUACCUUAGAGAACCGUUGAAUUGCAGGAUCCCAAUGAACAGCUGGCCCGAACUGCACUACCACUUGUUGAGUGGAAGCAGUUUCAGCACGCUAUCCAACCGGAGUCUGGCUGUUUCUGAGUUUGAAGCGUGUAAAGAGAUGGAACACGGGUCUCCCCGGGCCCUGGGCCUUCCGCAGGAAGACGCCCGCUUUCGUUGCGACAUCUGCCUGAAGACUUUUAAAAACCCUUACAGCGUCAAAAUGCAUUUUAAAAACGUGCAUCUGAAAGAAAUGCACACUUGCGUUGUGGAGGGUUGCAAUGCCGCGUUUCCCUCGCGUAGAAGCCGAGACAGACACAGCUCCAAUUUAAACCUUCACCAUAAACUUUUAACGAAAGACCAUUUGGACAUCAACAAGAACCAUUUCAAUGCGAUUGAUCUCUUGAAGGACAUGGCCAAAGACGUCUGUCCAGAAGCCUGCUUGAAAGAACAUCUGGAGCAACACACAACGGUCAUUUUCAAAAGCAAAACAAACAGAACUGGCAGCUUGGUUUUCCCAAUGAGCAAGAUCGCACAAGCCUGUCCCGAGAGCUGCGGGCCCGACCCCAACGAGGGAGCCAUUCUGGAUUUAAGCACCACGUCUAGCGUUAAAUCCGAGAGUGGAACUCACUCCUCUUGGGAUUCGGAUGGAGGCAACGAAGAAAGCCCUUUAGAGGACAGCAACGAAAGCUGUGAAAGUAUUUGCUUGACGCCCAAUGAAGAGCUUUACCAAGACUGUUGUCCGGUGGAGGCCCCUAACCCGAAUUUCCCAACCGCACCUUCCUGCUUGCCAAUCACCUGUCACCUCUGCCAAAAAAGCUACAGUAAUAAAGGAACCUUCCGAGCCCAUUACAAAACCGUGCACCUCCGUCAGCUGCACAAAUGCAAAAUCCCAGGCUGCAACACGAUGUUUUCUUCUGUUCGUAGCAGGAACCGACACAGCCAAAAUCCCAAUUUACACAAAAGUUUGAGCAGGUCGUCCCACAGCCCUCUGUAAUAAUAGCUCAGUAUUUCAGAGUAUUUCAGUUGCUGUUGUUGUGUUCUAUUUAUCAUUUCAGCGUUUUCUUCUUCGUUGUUGUUAAGCGUUAGAAAGAGGCACGGUUUCACUUGCUUUUCCGUACACCCUGUUCGAAACACGAGGUGCAAUUCCAUUCUCGUUCCAAUGCACCCACCCCAAUGGGUUUGGUUUUUGCAUACUGUAAACGUGGACGCCAAUAUAAUAUAACGAGAUACAAAGCUAGCCCACAAAAUGAGUCAGGUUUUUUUUUUCCUCUUCACUCUUCUCUUCUGUUAUAAAACUAAGUCCAGCUUGUGACACCAAUAUUUUGCAUUUGACGCCCAGAUGCCAUUUUCGGCACCAGUCCUGUCUUUGUUUUAAUGUGUAGCUCCUCCCACGAGCUGACUUGACAGUAUUAAAUUAAUGUGGUGGUUUCCCCAUAAUUUAUUAUUGUAUGCCUGGGGAAGAGAAAGGUGGCAGAUUUAAGAAAAACUGUAGCAUUUGAUUCUGGAGUCCUUGGUGGCAGAAGAAAUUCUGUUUGAAGACCCAUUGUUGAGUUCUCUUCUGCCCGAUGGCUUGUAUACUGUUCUCACCACAUUUGAAAACAGGACAAUUCCACAGGUUUUCUUCUAUAUCUGAAGGACACAGUUGGCUUCAAGAUGGACCUAUGAACUGCCAGAUGCUAAAGCCACUCAGCAGUUCUUGGGUGUCUCUUGAAACUUACUUUCAAGCAAUCCCGUAUUUUUCUUUGCAAGGAAACAAAUCCUAGAAAACAAUGCAAGUUCUAAUUUUGUGUGUGUGUGAUUUUUUUUUGGAAAGACUCUCCAUUGACUUUUGAGAGGAUCGCAUGAAUUGUAUACAGGACCAGCGAAACCUGAGAUGCAUUCAAACAUUUUGAACCACACGUCGGACAUUUUGAAAUGCAAUGUAUAGUUUUUACUGCACUUUUUUUUAUUGCCUCGUUGAGAAAAAUUAAAUCCUGGGGGAAAAAAUUGCAUUCGACAUUUUCCAGAAUUCGGCAGGAAGCGACGCGAAAGAGGGAGGAUCUAUUAAUAUGAAUAGAUAUCUCUCUACUGUGUUGAUGUACAAUGGUGGGCUGGGCAGAAAACCGAUAUUUUAUUACAGCUUUAAUAAGAAUCGUCCACUGACUUUGAUGACGUUCUGUUUUGUAUUAGCACAUUAUUUAGUAUAAAUGAAUAAUAUUCCGCAUCCUGGUCAUUAUGCAUAAUAUCACUUUGGUGUUAUGUCUUAUGCACUUAACGACACUGGAAUUGGUCUUACAUUUUACUGAAAGGACACUUUGGUUCUAUUUAAUUUUCAAUCAGGCGAUUGCAUUCCUGUGGUUGUGUAUGCCACUUGCGAAUACGUUUGGUGAAAUAACGAUGAGCAGUGAAAGCAAUUCAAAUAUUUUUUUUUUUUAAUCACUAGACCUUUGAAUGAUAUAUAUUUAUAUCAUGGGUUGAUCCAUUGUAUUCAGCAAGCAUGAUGCCAAAGGUACAUUGAGUACAUAUGAUGCCAAAAUCAUUCCAAUUCUUUUUCUUUCUUUCUUUCUUUGACAUGAGAUCUCUCUCCUCCCCAGAUUUUUCCAGUUGGCUACAUUUGAAAACCUGUUAUUUGUUGUUGUCGCUGUUGUGUAAUGUCUGAAUAAUAUUAAGUUAAACAAAAAAGUUUUUUUUUACAUUGCAGAUAAGAUAAACAGGGCAAGGUAUGUAUCUUGGAUACUCAGUGAUUAAUUUAUUCUAAGCCAGACAGUGCGUACUAUCCCAUAAAACCCAGUUGCACUCAGUUGCAUUAUUCUUGCUCUGACGUGUAAAGGUUGCAGACCCAGUUUACUGUUGCUAGAGUCUAAACUUUAUUUUUUUUAAAAAAAAAAAAAGUCUAAUCAACAGUUAGAUUGGGUGGGGGCUCCAGAUUCAUAAGGGAGGGGACCGUUUAUAUCAGCAGCUGAGCAAUUUCCAAAGAAAUUGUCAGUUAUAAACUGACUCCUUCAAACCAAAUUGGAUUUGUGCACUGAUUCCAAAAUGAGAUUUUGAAGACUGGAUAAGAGAGAACAAUGGGAUGUUCAACCUUGGCAACUUUAGAAUUUGUUCUGUUCUGUUCUGUUCUGUUCUGUUCCGUUCCGUUCUGUUCCAUUCCAUAUUUUCUAUUCUGUUCUGUUCCGUUCCAUUCCAUUCCAUUCCAUAUUUUCUUUUCUGUUCUGUUCUAUUCUGUUCUAUUCUAUUCUAUUCUAUUCUAUUCUAUUCUAUUCUAUUCUAUUCUAUUCUAUUCUAUUCCAUAUUUUCUAUUCUGUUCCGUUCCAUUCCGUAUUUUCUAUUCUAUUCUAUUCUAUUCUAUUCUAUUCUACUCUACUCUACUCUACUCUACUCUACUCUACUCUACUCUAUUCCAUAUUUUCUAUUCUAUUCUAUUCUAUUCUAUUCUAUUCUAUUCUAUUCUAUUCUAUUCUAUUCUAUUCUAUUCUAUUCUAUUCUAUUCUGGCUGGGGAAUACUGGGAGUUGAAGUCCAUAAGUCUUAAGGUGGCCAUGGUUGGACACACCUACUUUAUCGUGUGGACCCAAUACGCUUAAAUCCAAAGACUGUUGUGUGUUUUGGAUGGAAAUUCAUCCAAGACUCGAAGAUCCUAAUGUUGCAGCAGCAUUGAUAUUGACAUGAAGGUUGAACGGAAUGAGUGAAUAAGCCAGGUGAGCAGAAGACACGAGGGAAGAGUUGUGACUUGCAACAGGGUUAAUAAAGUUGGCAGGUCUCUUCCCCAUUCCCGCAGGUUUUGUUAUACAUAAGAACAUCUUUUUUAAAAAGGAGCAGAUGCUGAAUACUGUGGAUUCUUUAGAAUUUCAGGCCUUCUCUUCUGCAACUGAGCAAAAGGAGGUCUCAGAAGUUACUCAGGAAAGCUCAAAUGAUCAGCUUGACUAGUUGGCUCAGUGGCUAAGACACUGAGCUUGCCGAUCAGAAAGUUCAGCAGUUCGAAUCUCUAGUACAGGUCUUCUUCGUGAGCAUGGGGUUGGACUAGAUGACCUCCAAGGUCCCUUCCAACUCUUGUUACUGAUGAGAAUCCUCUUCGUAAACUUUGACAGCACUGCCAGAAAGUGGUGUGCAGAUGUAGUAAAACCAGUCUGAAUAGAACGGGCAACGGUCAGGUUGAUGCCAUUCCUAUGUUUAAAUAUGCCAAGCUAUGCACAGAUGUUUCAUCACGGACUAAAUGAAGCAAAACCAUUUGUGCUGUAAAUAGGGUGUAGCUGUACCAUGCACCAGGCGUACCAAAAAAAAAAAAAUCUCAGGGAAACAAAGCUCAUUGUCAAGAGGAAGAUAAUCCACACACACACACAAAACAAGUUGGCAAUUCUCAACCUGUGAAAAGGGGAUUUGGGGUGACCCUUUGGUGAAGAACUGUUGCUUUAGCAGAUACUCAACAUAACAGCACUAGUGAACAGAUCUAAGGAAACAGUGUAUGUUGAGUGUAACUACAUACUCAAAGCAUCGUUUUGAGGUUGUCCGUAGCACUGAAAAGAAGUUGGACAGGUUCAACCUGCAUCGUUCUCCUAGGUUGAUGGUUGGACAAAUGGGAUCACAAAGAAAUCACCCAGAGAAAAAGGUAGAAACAGGAUAAAUCUGAAUCAUUAAAACAUUUUGUUUUGUUGUAUACAAACAUAGGUAUUCAUUUCAAGGUUGGAUUCCUUUUUUUAGGGUAUGACUUUCGGUUUGAAAAACAGUUCGGACAAUCUCAUCUCAUGUUGUUUUGUGAUUAAAAGUAAAACGUUCUCCUUUAUUCCUGCCUUACUGAAUCACAUACUCUAAAGAGGAUUGGGACCUCAACUCCCACGUUGCAACUUCUAAUGAUCACAUUGCACCGAUAUGUGCCCCAUCCAACUGAGGUCAAAGUAGCUAGACAUAGAAUUCAAGCCCAUCGUAUCUUUUUCCAUUGAUUUCAACUCUCCUUAUUAAUUUCCCUUGUUGUUGAUGUUGUUGUAAACGAGCUUACUUAAAUUUUAAUAUCUUUUUUUUAAAUGCAGUGAAAGAAAUGGGUGUUGUAAGUGAAAGUCGUAUUGCUCCCAUCUUAUGUUUUCUUACUAUUCUGCCAAAGUAAUGCUGUUUUGUAUUUCUCCAGAAUUUUUAUGUGUUAAUAAAAAUGUAUAACACUGUC